Molecule: messenger RNA, 2666 nt
Organism: Drosophila montana
Lineage: Eukaryota; Metazoa; Arthropoda; Insecta; Diptera; Drosophilidae
Gene: SF2
Product: splicing factor 2
Exons: 4
Coding region: 98-841 (247 amino acids)
Cellular component (GO): cytoplasm; nucleus
Molecular function (GO): mRNA binding
Source: RefSeq, a predicted model, not a curated record
AUAUGUAAUUUCCUUGUGUGCGUAAUUGCGUGACAGCAAAAGUUCUGGGAAAAAAAUUUGCCAUUUAUAUCCAAUUUCAAACGCUAAAAAUUACUAAAUGGGUUCCCGCAAUGAGUGUCGCAUUUAUGUUGGCAAUUUGCCACCAGACAUUCGCACCAAGGACAUACAGGACCUUUUCCACAAGUUCGGCAAAGUCACAUUUGUCGAUUUGAAGAAUCGGCGUGGUCCGCCAUUUGCAUUUGUAGAGUUUGAAGAUGCGCGUGAUGCAGAUGAUGCUGUUAAAGCGCGUGAUGGAUAUGACUAUGACGGUUAUCGUCUGCGAGUCGAGUUCCCUCGCGGUGGUGGUCCAGGUAGCUACCGCGGCAACAAUCGGAACGAUCGUAGCCGGGAUGGCGGUGGCCGCAUGGGUGGCCGAGGACCCCCAGCUAAGCGCUCACAGUACCGUGUCAUGGUAACUGGCUUGCCAGGUUCAGGCUCGUGGCAGGACCUGAAGGAUCACAUGCGUGAGGCCGGAGAUGUUUGCUUUGCCGACACAUACAAAGAUGGUUCUGGAGUCGUGGAGUUUUUGCGUCACGAGGAUAUGAAGUACGCCAUUAAAAAAUUAGAUGACUCUCGUUUCCGUUCCCAUGAGGGUGAGGUCGCCUACAUACGGGUGCGGGAGGACAGCGGAGAUAAUGACCGCGGUGGUGGUGGUGGUGGGGGCGGCGGUGGUGGUCGUGACUAUCGCGAUAGAUCACGUUCGCGCUCGUUUUCAUCACGGCCACGUCGUCGUGGUACACCAACAUAUUCGCCGGUGCGUCGUCAAUCCUAUUCCAGGUCUCGCUCACGCUCUAAUUACUAAAUUAUACAAUCAUUAUCCAUUAAUAUUAAUAUUUCUUACGAGCAGGAAAAAUUAGGAAAAGCAAGAUAACUAUCAAGACCCCUCCCCCCUAGCUCCUAUACUUACUGUUUAUUCAAUUAUGCUGACUGUCAAACGAUUGAUCAGAUUAAUAUCAAGAAAAGAAACCCUUUUAUCAAGACUGGAGCAAUCCAAUGUGAAUCCCAAAUUAAGAACACUAACAACAGUAAACACUUGCUUUUCUCUCAGAACAGAAAAAUUCUUUUAAAUUAUUUAAUGCAUACAAAUACACAUUUGACAAAUUAAGUUUUAACAAUAAUUAUAAUUCAAGGAAAGUCUCUUUUUCACACAUUCCUUGUUUUAAAAUUUGGUUGCAUUCGUAAAGCAAAAUUUAUUAGAAUUUAUCUUAUUACCAAACAACAAACAAUAAGAAGAAUCCACUACUAUUCAGAAUAAAUAAUAUAUAAACAAAAUCAAAACACAACCAUGUUUAUGGAGUACAUUUACAUAUUAUUAAUAUUUCAUUUUAUUUUCUUCUCUUCCCCAUUUUGCGCGUUUAUGUUUGGAGUAUAAUGAGGAUUAUUGGAGAAGGAGGAAGGAUAAGGAUAAGGAGGAAGGAUAAUUUUGAUGUUGAUGGUGGAGUGAAGUUUGAAGUGGAAAGUGGAAAGGAUAAAGAUGAAUUUGGAGUAAAUUAGAGGAGGCAGGCAAUUUGGAAAGCGUGUUGUUUAUAAAAUGAUAUCAGGAAACAAAAGGAUUUGGAUAUUAGGAAUCAUAAAAGGAUUUGGAUAUUAGGAUUCAUAAAAGGAUUUGGAUAUUAGGAAUUUUCUUUUACCUUCGCGAAAGAAGAUUAUAACUCUAGGACAACGUGGGAUGCAGUUUCCCCACGAUACGAGCUAUAAACAUGGAGAACAGCCUCUAACCUCUUUUGCUUACUUACUAUUUGGAACCCCAUUUAAGAGCUUCGUUACAUCCUUUUGGGUUUGUGUUUUCAAUUCGGAAUAAAGUAAUUUUGUGGGUAUGAGAUAACUUGAAUUAUGAUGUGGAUAACAAACGUGUGCACAUGGACAGGAUAUGCAAGGAUUUUGGAAACGCAUCCCUUCGUGCUUCACUUCAGCAUUUGUUUCACAUCGGAUUAGGAUUUUAAAUUCGCAUUUUGCUACCUUUUGGAUAACAUUUACUCACCACAUUUCGUGGCCUUUUCGACCAUAUCAAUGGAAUUUCCGCAUCAUCCAACGUUGUCUUGCGCCCAACGCUGGAUAGUGUCCGGUCCUUAAGAUCUUCCUCUAUCUUUCCUCUUGGUAUGUUCGAUACACUCGAUUUAGCAACUGUUUUUAGUUUAUUUUUCAUUUUUACGUUUUUUACAUAAACCAAAUAAUUUGAAAAUUUAACACUUGUCUUAAUUGAUGUUGCCUAUGGCGACUUCCUUAGGCAUAUACAGCAUAUACUAUAUAUAUAUUGUAUAUACUAAUGUGUACGUAUGUAUAUUAUAUACAAUAAUGCCAGAGAACAGUUGCCAUAUGCCUUUGUGUAUUUGUUUGAUUUUGUCCAAGUUUUGACUAGAAACUCGAGUCCAAACUACAGCGUAAAUCUUUUGCAUGAGGUUUGCUUAUAUGCAAACGUAAAUGUAUAAUUAGUAUAUAGUACACACUAAAACUAGCGCAGAGAACUAAGCAAAAACAAUGGAAUAAUUCAAAAUAAUUCGAAAUAAAUGCGUUCUCUUUGCUAACGUUUGUUAAACUAACAAUAGAUCACACCUUUAUAGUUUUAAAAUCAAAUAAGUAAAUGAAAUAUUUUUUAAAAAUUAAUAAACCAUAAUACUGGAAAGCAA